CGCAAGCAAACACACAGACUGAACAUAUGUCAAAGAUAAAUGCGGAGCACUGUUAUGAAGAGUGUACAAACUCCUAAUUUACUGCCAAUUUUGGCUCUGGCCAGUUUCUUCAUCAGGUUAGGAGGGUCGAUCUCUAUUCGCCCAGUCCUGACUGGUCCAGUCAUGGCCUACCUCGGCUCCAGGGUGGCUUUACGCUGCAUUGCACCUGAUUCCUCUCUGCCAGUCACAUACGAGCUGAUGGGGGUGAUGGAGUCCUGAUGGCCACCGUCGCUGAUCUCAAAGGGGAACAACCUGCAUCAUUCUACCUGAAGGUUACUGUAGCAUUAGAGGGGUCGUACCGCUGCAGGGCGACGACAGGAGGAAGCACAGCAGUCAGCAACAGCAUCAAGCUGACUGUAGUCACUCCAGCAUCAAACACCAGAGUGACCUCUGAACCGUAUCCCCCAGUCGCCUACGAGGGCUCCUGUAUUGAACUGAGCUGCAGCGCCACAAAGGGCUCCCACCUCUCCUACACCUGGUUUUUCAACAGAAAGGAAGUAACUUCUUCAACCUCUCCUCUCUUUCACCACACUGGGAACAAGCUAGUGAUGGGGAAGGUGACUCCAGAGCAUGCUGGGUACUACUCUUGCAUGGCUUGGUCCACUGUGCAGGACACCAGGAGGUUCUCAAGCAGCUUUGAGGUCAAAGUGACAGUCAAAGUCUAUGUUUCAAAACCAAGGAUCUCUUUCUCCAUCUCAAAUCCGGGAGCUAGUCCCAGUGGCAACGUGACCUGCUGGUCAACAAGAGGGAGUCCUCCGGUCAACAUCUCUCUUCUACUGGAUGACAAAGAAGUGGGAUCAGUCACAGCUACUGAAUCCCUUGCUGCGUGGUUCUCCGUCGCUGUGGUGCUGGGGCUGGACAUGGGCACUCUUCGAUGUCGGGUGAAUACUGAGGUGCAGAAGCUGAUGAGUGAGCCUCUGACUCUGGAAGUGGUCCCAGUCGGAGGUGAUGUGAAAGUCGAGGUUGAAUAUCUCUACAGAGCUGACUCCAAACUGACCGCUGCCAGGCUGAGCUGUGGAGUCAGCAGAGGAACUUUCCCUGAAUACUCCUGGCUCUUGAACGACUCUGUCCUCCCCCCUGAGACUCACAGGGACUCCCAUAUUCAGCCCGACCCGCCUCACUAUGCCCUAACUGACCAUAGACGGAUCCUCGUUCUGCUUAAGGUUGGACCAGAGGAGUCUGGGUAUUACCGCUGCAGGGCCAGGGACAGCUACAAUGACUCGGGGUACUGGGUGGAGAGUGAGGCCGUGCAGGUCCAAGUCACAGGGUUGUUUUGCUGUACCAAGGAGAGCAGUCAGUCAAUCCUGGGGCGUCCAGAGCUUAUGGGCCCUUCAGUGGCUUUGGUGAAAAGCAUUGCUGAUUUUCAUUGUAAACUGGAAAUCUAUCCGAAGAAUGUAAUGAUCCUGCUGGAGUUAUAUAAGGAGGGUGACCGUGGCAAGGUGUUGGGCUGGUACACCUCCCUGAAUGGGGAGGUUGCAAACUUCCCCAUUGUAGUUCAACCUAACCAUGAGGGCAACCUGGAGUGUGUGGCCAAGGCUCAGAACAACUCUGACAUAGAGCCCACUGUCAGCUACACUCAGUACCUGAAGGUCCUCGAACCGGUGAAAGAGGCAGAGAUUGUUGUCCAUUCAGGUCCAGAGGAGUUUUUUGAGGGGAAGACACUGGAGCUUUACUGUAAGCUCAGCGCUGGAAAUCAUGUCUCCUACACGUGGCUGCUGAACGGUCGGCUUGUCUCUCCGUCUCGUCUCCCCUAUGUUGUUGAUGACCAUCUCUUGAUCUACAGAACUACAUCUGAAGACAGUGGCUCCUACAUGUGUAUUGCCACCAACCACUUAAACGAAACAGAUGUCUUCUCCAGCAACAGCCCUGAAGUGUUAAUCACAGUCAAAGACCUCGUGUCAAUCCCUUACAUCUCCUUCACCGUGUUAAAGGAAGAUUCCCACAACUAUUCUGCCGUGGUCGCCUGUCAGACCGCAAAAGGGUCUCCACCUGUCACCUUUUCGCUAUACAACAGGACAGAAUUGGUUGCCAAUACGACGGUUGAUGAUAGAAACGCCACAUUUAAGCUUCCAUUGGUCUUGGACCGGCCAAUGGGAUGGCUCCAGUGCCAGGCAAACAAUGGAGACCGGAUUGAGUACAGUCAAUGGAUUCCCCUAGAAGUGGUCCCGGUUGGAGGGCCAGUGACGAUGCAUUACGACUAUGACAUUGGAGAAAACUAUGCUGUGAUUGACCUGAGGUUCUACUGCAAGGCACCGAAGGGAUCUUUUCCACGGUACCAGUGGUUCCUCAACAAAACCCUCCUGCAUGGUCGAGGAAGCUUCUACUACGUGGUCAACCAGCAUCCAGGAGAGUCCAUACUCAUGCUGUCUGUUGGGAGGAGCAGUGCUGGAACGUACCAUUGUGAAGUGUCCGACAGCUUUGACAAUGCCACCACCAUAAGCAGCAAAAGGCUGUACAUGGAUAAAGAAGUGCUAAAUCGUCUCCCUGUCUUGGUGGUGGCAGUUGUCUUUGGAUGUUUCACAGCCCUGGUUGUCCUGGUCUCCAUUUGUUGCUGCAAUGGAGUGAUAUACAGGCGAAGGCAGUACGGAGAGAAGACUCCGUUGAGCUUUGAGAUGGAGGGAAUGAGGACUGCAUAUGAGGACGAGCUGGAUUUGUCAGAGUACAAUGAGGAUACUGAUGUAUUGAACACAGCCAGUGGUGCUGAAUUUGAUCAGGCAUCUGAAGCCUCUGUAGAUGAAUGGCCCCAAAUUGAGAAGGAGAAGAAGACGUUGGAGGAUGAACCAGUUGAUGGACCCUGAGGGUUCAAACUGUUAUAAACAGAGUGCUGGUUAAAUAAACAUUGGUUCAUAAUG
Trematomus bernacchii (emerald rockcod) is the source of this 2891-nucleotide messenger RNA. RefSeq names its product Fc receptor-like protein 5. Lineage: Eukaryota; Metazoa; Chordata; Actinopteri; Perciformes; Nototheniidae. Gene Ontology annotation, biological process: heterophilic cell-cell adhesion. Bases 258 to 2837 code for a protein of 859 amino acids. The record is from RefSeq and is a predicted model, not a curated record. The transcript has 18 exons. Gene Ontology annotation, cellular component: cell surface.